Molecule: messenger RNA, 779 nt
Organism: Paramecium sonneborni
Lineage: Eukaryota; Ciliophora; Oligohymenophorea; Peniculida; Parameciidae
Source: the annotation of a GenBank genome assembly
AUGCAAGAAAGUAAAAUAUUUAAAAUAAUUAUUAGUUUUUCAAGAAAUGAUUUUGAAAAUGCUAAAUUAUUACCUUAAUAAUUUUUUGAAUGAAAAAACUAAAGUAAAAUUAGAAGCAUUGAAAUAAAUAGCUGAAAAAUAAUUUAAAUUAGCAAAUUUCUUGUAAGAAAUUGGAACAUUUUUUACAAAUAUAUGUGAUUAGAAAAAAGUUGUAAGUAUCAUAGUAAAGGAUGAAAGAUCUUAUGAUAUUAAGAAUUUUUUGAAAUUAGAGUAAAUGUUUAGAAACAAUAUUGCUGGAUAGUAAGAUAAGGUUGAAAGAUUACAUAAAUUUAUAAAAAAUUUAAAGUUAAAAGCAGAAAAAAAAUAAUUUUUAGAGUCAAUUUUAGAGUAGACCUAGAUCCCAGAGGAAUACUAAGAUCCAAUAUAUGGAGAAGUAUAUUAAAUAAUUAGAUUAGUUAAUAAAAGAUCCAGUUAUGUUGCCUUAAUCUAAAACAAUAAUGGAUAGAAAAGUGAUAAAAGCAGCUUUAUUAGAAAAAAAGGUAGAUCCAUAUACAUUAACUCCUUUAGAUGAAAAGGACUUAAUUCCUUAACCAGAAUUAAAAAAGAAAAUUGAAGAAUGGUUGAAUAAUCUAAAGAAACAAAGAGAUAUUAAAGUGGAAGAAGCUGAUAAGAAUAGAAUGCAAACAGAAAUUCCCUUCAAAUAAACAUAAAGUUUUAAUAUAUAGGAGGAAGAAGAAGAAAAUGUAUUUAAAGGAAAAAGAUAUGAAGAAGGUGAUUGA